ACAAAUCGUGCCAUUGAUCGUACAGACAAAUGUGUUCAUCAUUGUGGUAAAGCUUUCAAAUGUACCAAUUUUCUUCUCAGGCAUAAAAGAAGUCAGAGUGCAGAGGAACCCUCUGAAUAUACACAAUGUGGUAAAGCCGUUGCUUUACAUGGUCACAGUCCUGCUCAAAGGCAUGAAAGUUUUCAUACAGAAGAGACACCUCAUGAAGUUAUUCAGUGUGUAGAAGCCUUUGGACCUUACGUAAGUCUCCAAAUAAGUAAAAGCACAGAAAUUGGACAAAAACCCUAUGAAGGUAAUCAGUGUGGUAAAGCUUUUGCAGAAGACAGUCAUCUUAAAAGUCAUGAAAGAAUUCGUACUGGAGGGAAAACCUACAAAUUUAAUCAAUGUGAGAAAGCCUUUUGCCAACAUCUUAGUCUCCAAAGGCAUAAAAGAAUUCAUACUGGAGAGAAACCUUACAAAUGUGAUGAAUGUUAUAAAUCCUUUUCACGACAAGAUAGUCUCAAGAAACAUAAAAAAACUCAUACUGGAGAGAAGGCCUACAAAUGUAAUCACUGUGAUAAAGCCUUCUUACAUCGCUUGGGUCCUCACAUCCAUGAAAGGAUUGAUAUUAGAGAGAAACCCUACAAAUAUAAUCAAUGUGAUAAAGCCUUUUCCCAAAAAAAUAGUCUUCAUAAAAGAAUUCAUGCUGGAGAGAGACCAUACAAAUGUGAUCAAUGUGAUAAAGCCCUUUCUCAAAAUAGUAAUCUUAAAAUGCAUAAAAAAAUACAUACUGGAGAGAAACCUUACAAAUGUAAUCAAUGUGAUAAAGCCUUUUCCCAACACCGUUAUCUCCAGAAGCAUAAAAGAACACAUACAGGAGAGAAACCCUACAAAUGUAAUGAAUGUGAUAAAGCCUUUUCCCAACACUGUCAUCUCCAGAAGCAUAAAAGAACACAUACAGGAGAGAAACCCUACAAAUGUAAUCAAUGUGAUAAAGCCUUUUCCCAACACUGGUGUCUCCAGAUGCAUAAAAGAACACAUACAGGAGAGAAACCCUACAAAUGUAAUGAAUGUGAUAAAGCCUUUUCCCAAAAGGGUAGUCUUCGAAUACAUAAAAGAAUUCAUACAGGAGAGAAACCCUACAAAUGUAAUGAAUGUGAUAAAGCCUUUUCCCAAAAGUAUAGUCUUCAAAUACAUAAAAGAAUUCAUACAGGAGAGAAACCCUACAAAUGUAAUGAAUGUGAUAAAGCCUUUUCCCAAAAGUGUAGUCUUCGAAUACAUAAAAGAAUUCAUACAGGAGAGAGACCCUACAAAUGUAAUGAAUGUGAUAAAGCCUUUUCUCAACACCGUUAUCUCCAGAAGCAUAAAAGAACACAUACAAGAGAGAAAUUGUACAAAUGUAAUGAAUGUGAUAAAGCCUUUUCCAAAAAAAGUAGUCUUCGAAUACAUAAAAGAAUUCAUUCAGGAGAGAGACCCUACAAAUGUAAUGAAUGUGAUAAAGCAUUUUCAUGACAUAUUAGACUCCAGAUGCAUAAAAGAAUUCAUACUGGAGAAGAACUCUAG
Molecule: messenger RNA, 1542 nt
Organism: Grammomys surdaster
Lineage: Eukaryota; Metazoa; Chordata; Mammalia; Rodentia; Muridae
Product: zinc finger protein OZF-like
Exons: 1
Biological process (GO): regulation of transcription by RNA polymerase II
Cellular component (GO): transcription regulator complex; PcG protein complex
Molecular function (GO): DNA-binding transcription factor activity, RNA polymerase II-specific; RNA polymerase II cis-regulatory region sequence-specific DNA binding
Source: RefSeq, a predicted model, not a curated record